AGAGAAGCGGCUAAAAAACCUUCAGUCACAGAAAUCAUGGCACAGGCGGUGCAGAAACUCGUGGCUAAAGUGCCAACACUUGUCGGAGCCGCAGUCAACUACUCCAAGCCCCGGCUAGCCACAUUCUGGUAUUACGCCCGUGUGGAGCUGGUGCCUCCAACCCCUGCCGAGAUUCCCAAGGCCAUCAGCGGCUUCCAGGACAUGCUCAAGGCCUUUCAGUCAGGACGGGUCGGUCAGACAACAGUCAGGGAUGCUGUGAGGAAUGGUCUUGUGGCCACAGAAGUUCUGAUGUGGUUCUACAUCGGGGAGAUCAUUGGGAAGAGAGGCCUCAUUGGCUAUGAUGUAUAAAUGUGGACUGUCCUGCUUGCUUGUUCUCUUGGCUGAGCUUUGUCUGUUUUCUUUAUCAGAUUCUUGGAAUCCAGGAACGAAAUAAAUGAAUAUUAUUAACGAAA
Danio rerio (zebrafish) is the source of this 452-nucleotide messenger RNA. RefSeq names its product ATP synthase membrane subunit g (gene atp5mg). Gene Ontology annotation, molecular function: proton transmembrane transporter activity. Gene Ontology annotation, cellular component: mitochondrial membrane. NCBI's taxonomy places the organism in Eukaryota, Metazoa, Chordata, Actinopteri, Cypriniformes, Danionidae. Gene Ontology annotation, biological process: proton transmembrane transport; proton motive force-driven ATP synthesis. The record is from RefSeq and is marked provisional.